CGCGAGACAACGAGAUUCUGGCGGCUGCGCGCAGAGGGUGGAGGGAGUGAGGAGGAAGAGGAGGAGGUGCGCUCCCACAAUACCAGGCGGGAGGGCGGGUAGGCGGUUUGUAUCCGGGCAGUGAGGUGCUCGGAGCCUCGGCGGACCUUGCUGCCUUAGUCUCUUUAACGCGAGAGGAAGCGAUGCAGAGGGGUGGAAAAUGGCAGAGCUGCAGAUGUUACUAGAGGAGGAGAUCCCGUCUGGCAAGAGGGCGCUGAUAGAGAGUUACCAGAACCUGACUCGGGUGGCGGACUACUGUGAAAACAACUACAUACAGGCUACAGACAAGAGAAAAGCUUUAGAAGAGACCAAAGCCUAUACAACCCAAUCUCUAGCUAGUGUUGCUUAUCAAAUAAAUGCAUUGGCCAACAAUGUACUCCAAUUGCUGGACAUCCAAGCCUCUCAACUUCGGAGAAUGGAGUCUUCCAUCAACCAUAUCUCACAGACUGUGGAUAUUCAUAAAGAGAAAGUGGCUCGAAGAGAAAUUGGUAUUUUGACAACAAAUAAGAAUACAUCAAGAACUCACAAAAUCAUAGCACCUGCAAAUAUGGAACGCCCUGUAAGGUAUAUUCGGAAACCUAUUGACUACACAGUUCUGGAUGAUGUGGGCCAUGGUGUGAAGUGGCUAAAAGCCAAGCAUGGAAAUAACCAGCCUGCGAGAACUGGCACACUGUCGAGAACAAAUCCUCCCACUCAGAAACCGCCAAGUCCUCCUAUGUCAGGCCGGGGAACAUUGGGACGGAAUACUCCAUAUAAAACCCUAGAACCUGUUAAACCCCCAACAGUUCCUAAUGACUACAUGACAAGUCCUGCUAGGCUUGGAAGUCAGCAUAGUCCAGGCAGGACAGCUUCUUUAAAUCAGAGACCAAGGACACACAGUGGGAGCAGUGGAGGAAGUGGAAGUCGAGAAAACAGCGGAAGCAGUAGUAUUGGCAUUCCCAUUGCUGUGCCUACACCUUCACCACCCACCAUUGGGCCAGAAAACAUUUCUGUCCCUCCUCCUUCUGGAGCUCCACCAGCACCACCUCUCCCACCACCUCUCCCAGUGAGCACUGUGAUAGCAGCCCCGGGCUCAGCUCCUGGUUCCCAGUAUGGCACAAUGACCAGGCAGAUAUCUCGGCACAACUCUACCACUUCUUCGACAUCUUCUGGUGGAUACAGACGAACUCCCUCUGUGACUGCUCAGUUUUCUGCUCAGCCUCAUGUUAAUGGAGGGCCACUUUAUUCUCAAAAUUCAAUUUCUAUUGCUCCACCCCCACCCCCUAUGCCUCAGUUGACUCCACAGAUACCUCUCACAGGCUUCGUGGCCAGGGUGCAGGAAAACAUUGCUGAUAGUCCAACUCCUCCACCACCACCCCCACCAGAUGACAUUCCAAUGUUUGAUGACUCUCCACCUCCACCACCACCACCUCCAGUGGAUUAUGAAGAUGAAGAGGCUGCAGUAGUUCAGUAUAACGAUCCAUAUGCAGAUGGGGAUCCUGCUUGGGCCCCCAAGAAUUAUAUUGAGAAAGUUGUUGCAAUAUAUGAUUAUACAAAAGACAAGGAUGAUGAGCUGUCAUUUAUGGAGGGUGCAAUCAUUUAUGUUAUAAAGAAGAAUGAUGAUGGCUGGUAUGAAGGAGUCUGCAAUCGAGUGACUGGUCUGUUCCCUGGGAACUAUGUUGAAUCAAUCAUGCACUAUACUGAUUAAUUUUUUUCUUUUAAAGUAGGUUCUUGUUAUUACUCAGUCAUACUGUGGGACUAUUAUGGUUAACAGAAUUGUCUUACUGUUUUAAAAUGUGCCCAUAUUUUUCAGGAAUUGCUGUUUUAUUGGUAUAAUUGAAUGUCUACCUAUAAGCAUAAGUCUUUGAGACAGUUUGUGUAUUGCUGAACAGCAGCUUAUACAAGAGACUGUCCAUACCUGAUUAUGCUUAUGUACUUACACAUUUUUAACUUCAUGACCAGCCUAAAUGUUCUGGGGAAGAGGGGUAUAAUAUUUAAUGAAUCAUGAUUCAGAUUUUACCAUUAUAUGUUUCAGUGCAGCAUGGUUACUAACGCUACGUGAGACUAAUAUUAAAAUCAGAAAACUUAAAUGCUGGUGCUGGUCAUACUUUUUGUUUAGAUUCUCACUUAAAAAAAAAAAACUUUGUUUAAAGCAUGCAUAAAAAUGUAUGUAUUGAAAUAUACUUAAAAAUUCCAAGAUGCUUCCAAUUUAUGUAAUGUUUACCUGGAGUACUCACUCAUAUUUAGGUCUUUUGAAAUGAAUUGAGUCCCCAAGGUCUCUAUGUGAAACUAAAGAAACAGAAAGAGUUAUCUGUAAUCUUGUAAUUUGUACCUAAGUUUUUUAAUGAGUGAAAUUUUUUCCAUUCAUAAAUAUUUAAGUGAACCAAAGGUUUUUGUCCUUUCCUUCACUGGUUUGCUUUAAAAAAAAUAAAAUAAAUAAAAGAUAAUGAUUUAUUGCAGAA
This is a messenger RNA of Nycticebus coucang (slow loris), 2480 nucleotides long. RefSeq names its product abl interactor 1 (gene ABI1). Gene Ontology annotation, cellular component: intracellular anatomical structure; lamellipodium. The record is from RefSeq and is a predicted model, not a curated record. Bases 200 to 1726 code for a protein of 508 amino acids. Gene Ontology annotation, molecular function: SH3 domain binding; cadherin binding. Lineage: Eukaryota; Metazoa; Chordata; Mammalia; Primates; Lorisidae. The transcript has 12 exons.